This is a messenger RNA of Phymastichus coffea, 1640 nucleotides long. RefSeq lists its product as uncharacterized. The record is from RefSeq and is a predicted model, not a curated record. Lineage: Eukaryota; Metazoa; Arthropoda; Insecta; Hymenoptera; Eulophidae. The transcript has 2 exons. Bases 290 to 1468 code for a protein of 392 amino acids.
CACUAGGCGAGACGCGCUGUAAAGUUGAAUCUUCGUGAAAGUGCGUCUUCGUCUAGUGGCUGGGUGUACGGGACAGUCGUUAUAUCGAUUUUCUUUGUCGCAGCAGCUUCGCGAGGAGAGCAAUCGUUCGUUAAAAUUGUACUUGAUCGGUGGUUAUUCUUAAUGCGUCAGCGUCGGCACAAUUGGCACGUCUAAAUUAACCAAAGUUCAGGCAGAUUUUUGGCGGUCAUUUCUCAAUUGAGCAAAAGUAGUCAUUGUAAUUGGGCUAUUGCAUGCAUUAGUUUAAGAAAUGAGGUCGCUCGUCUGGAUGAUCGGACUGCUCUGCCUGGGUAGUCGUUACGCAGGCUCGAGCACUCUAAAAAUGAAGUACUCGUACAGCAGCGAUUACGAGAUAGUGCUCGACGAGCGCUCGGUCAAGGACAACAGCCUCGUUUACUCGGCCUGCAUAGUCGGAGAAUUUCGCAAGGAAUUGAACUGCUCCAUAACGCUGUUCUCCUUCCCCGACGCCAAGAUCAUCGGUGAGUCGACCUGUCCGGGCAAUUACCUCGUCGCGGACAAGGUUCGCAACAUUACCAAAGAAUUCCAGUUGAGAAGGCUGUUCGGCGACUACGUGGCGUUCGUCUGGGCCGACGAAGACCAAGACGACACUGACAAGAAACGCCUGGUUCUGAGUAUAGUCAACAUGAGCAGCUGCGAGAGGACCGACCACGAGUUCCAAACCCAGAUCGAACAAUUCCAUAUCGUGGUUUACGAGCAGACCUUCGACGUGUACUACCGUGACAAACAGUACUGCGGGAAUUUCCUGUGCGGCAAGACUUUUGAUCGGAGAUCACGAGUAAUAAACGGGCCGGCAACCUCUUAUUUGCCCAGCGAGUACUUCUACAAUAGCACCCGUAUGUGCUCGGUAAAAGCCGACGCUGCGUCGAAAGGCCACUUCGUCAUCACGCCGAACACGUUCAAUUUGGUCAGCUCGUACUACGGCAAAAAAAUUGAAAUGGGAGCGGUGCCGUUCGACGCUCGAGUGGCCACUUACGACUGCAGCAGGGAGUACCUGGGCUACUGCUGGCUGACCCACACCAAGCGCAUCGUCAAUUGCGAGCAGUUCAACCGCGCAGGCCGAAGAAUUUUGUCGGCCGUGGAGAAUCUGAAUUACGACCCGGGCACGUGGAUGGCAAUGAGGAAUCUCGGUCCGCACGACCUGCUGAUCAUGACGAACGAGUGCUCUGGGCUCGACUCGUGCACCGGCGGCCACGUCAAGUUCCACGUGCUGAGGAAGCCGGUCGAUCUGAACAGGGCUGUGGACUUGUACCAGCUGUCGGGGCUCGAAUGCGGCAGUGCCGUAGCGAUCAGCAGCGAGGUCGUCCAGAGGGAGGACGACCGGGUUUGCGCGACGGUCGCGUGUCACGACGUUGCAGUCGGCGGAGCCGACCAGUCGAUAAGCUUUCUGUCCAGGUGCUUCCUGGAAUAGGCUUUCGCUUCGGCGGCUUCGCCUAAACACUCGGAGCGUACGACGAUGAUUUGCUGGCAAACAAUGCCGUGUAGCGCCGAUAAAGCGCACACUCGUCAACGGCGCGCCGAGACGAUUUCUAACAUAAAAACCUACUCUUGCCAAAGUAUCGAGUGGACCUUUUCAUUUUUUC